This is a messenger RNA of Rhizoctonia solani, 1134 nucleotides long. RefSeq names its product Fungal specific transcription factor domain. NCBI's taxonomy places the organism in Eukaryota, Fungi, Basidiomycota, Agaricomycetes, Cantharellales, Ceratobasidiaceae. Gene Ontology annotation, biological process: positive regulation of transcription by RNA polymerase II. The transcript is spliced from 5 exons. Gene Ontology annotation, molecular function: transcription cis-regulatory region binding; DNA-binding transcription factor activity. Gene Ontology annotation, cellular component: nucleus. The coding region runs from base 1 to 1134 and encodes 377 amino acids. The record is from RefSeq and is a predicted model, not a curated record.
AUGAUCGAUACCUAUGGAGGAUCAUAUAAUCCUUCAUUUGUGUUUAACCUUCCUCCGACCAUAUCCCCGAACCCUUUAUUCUCAGGACAAAUCAUCGAUUUCAUUUUGGCUCAAUAUGAACCUGUAUUGGAGAUGGUAUUUUUCCGACCAACCCGGGAAAUGCUCGACUUUGCACGACAAAAACUUAUCGUGCGGUUACAAGAGUCCAACCUGACACAUUGGUCAAUGUACAUCGGAGCGCGCAUCUUUCAAGCGUUGAUGAAAUACGGGAAACGGGCUGAUCUACGGUUUCUCGAGAAAUGUGUGCAGAGAAUGGGAGAACAUGUUUGUUCCCAAACUACGAGGGAUGGGUCAUUAACUGGAGCGUUACAUGCCCUGUCUGGAGGACUAGAAUCGAAGCAUUUACAUCCACAAACUACGAACUCGGUCGGUUCGUAUUCAUCGACGCGGUCACAUUUUAUCCUCGGCGUUGCCCCCACGAUCGCCUACGACACCACGAUGCCUGUCGUUCGAACUCCAAUCGAGUGCAACGGACUUCCGGGGUCUAUACACCCUACCGAGUGGAUGCAUGGGUCUCCCAUCGAGCUUACGGCGCUCAUCAUCAAAAUUAGCCUCUGGCGGGCCAAGCACCCAGAUAUCCAAUGCGCCCCCGAGUCGACCUGGAAACCGCUCGAGAUUGAAGCGUGGGCCUGGGCACCGAGGGUCGCCAGCCCGGGCGCCCUCAACGAGCCGAAUCAGAUGGUAAUCAGGAUGGCUGUACAAGAAGGAUGGCGCCACGCUGGAUUGAUUUACCUUUACAUGGGAAUGUGUGGAUGUAUGAGCGACGAUCCGCGCGUCCAGGCCUCGGUUCGCCAAAUCGUACAGCUGUUACAGAUUCUCCAGCCCGAUCUGACUACGAGGUCCCAUUACUUCAUUCCUUGCCUUAUUGCUUCUAUAUGCACACCCUCUGAGAAACACCGCACAGAGCUGCGUAAUGCGUUUGUCAAGGUCGAGGAGCACUUGCCUUGGCUCUUCCGAGCGCUCGAUUACAGGAAUCUGGUCGACCAUUUAUGGCACGGUGCUGCGGCAGGUGGGAAGCCUGUCAGGUGGGAGGAUUAUAUUAACUCGAGGAGGGCAGUUAUGCCUAUUGAUUAA